AUACCCAUUUUACUUCCUAUACCUCGGAUUCUGGAAUUUCUAAUUUUAUUUAUUUAUUUAUUUAUUGAAUUACCGCAAUGCCCCUGUGAUCUUUUGUAUAUAAGUGAACAUCCCACAAGCGGCGCAUCUAAACGGUUACAAGAGAUAAGCAUUAGAAAGGAAAGAGCGGUACAGUACACCCGCGGAGAUGAUGAUAGCGUACCUGGACCAGCAGCUCCGAUUAGCUCCCGGAACCGAUGUGGACCCUUGCGGCGCCGGCGGAGAGAUUCACCCUGAUCUAGCUGCAGCUAGUGAGGACUUCGGCGGCGUAGUACGAGCCCUCCCCGCUGCCGUGCACCGCCCUCGCUCCGCCGACGAUGUCGCCGAGGUAAUCCGCCAGGCGUUGAGGUACGAUCAUCUCACCGUCGCCGCGAGGGGGAACGGGCACUCGGUCGCCGGCCAGGCGUUAGCUCCUGGCGGCAUCGUGCUCGAUAUGAGGACGAUGUCGCGGAUGGAGCUCGUCCGGGGAGACGGCGGCCAGAUUUGCGCCGAUGUAGGAGCGGGUGUUCUAUGGGGGGAGUUGCUGGAGUGGGGGGUGGCGAAGCACGGGCUAUCACCGGCGUCGUGGACGGACUAUUUGGGGCUGACGGUAGGGGGAACGCUCUCCAACGCGGGGAUCAGCGGGCAAGCGUUCCAAAAAGGGCCGCAGAUCUCCAACGUCGACGAGCUCGAAGUCGUCACCGGCGAUGGCGAGCGAGUGGUUUGCUCUCCGAAGAGCCGCUCCGAUCUCUUCUUCGGCGUCCUCGGUGGGCUCGGCCAGUUCGGAGUCAUAACCCGCGCGAGGAUACCUCUAAUCCCGGCGCCGCCUAUGGUGCGGUGGAUUAGAGUGGUGUAUGCUUCGUUCGAAGGGUACAAAGCUGACGUGGAGUGGCUAGUAGGGAGGCCUGAGCGGGAGGGGUUCGACUACAUUGAAGGUUUUGCAUUCGUAAACCGAGGUGGUGAUCCGGCGAGCGGAUGGGAAUCGGUUCCGAUCGGACCAAGUUCAGUUUUCGAUGCGAGUUUGGUCCCGCACGGGUCGGGUCCACUGCUCUACUGCCUUGAGGUGGCGCUCUACCACCAGCUCCACGACGGUGUGGAUAAGAGAGUGGAUGAAAUGCUUCGGCCGCUGAAGUACAUAAGAGGGCUAGAGUUCACUGCUGAAGUGAGCUACGUGGAAUUUCUCUCACGUGUGAACCUGGCGGAGUCAGCCGCGCGUGCGAACGGGAGCUGGCACGCGCCGCACCCAUGGCUCAACAUCCUUAUCUCGGCCUCCGACGUGUCCCAUUUCGACCGCCACGUGUUUCAAUCUGUUCUCAAAGAUGGCAUCGGUGGGCCCAUGCUUGUGUACCCACUUCUGCGAGCCAAGUGGGACCCACGGACGUCAGUGGCGUUACCGGACAGUGACGUAUUCUUCUUGGUGGCUCUGCUCCGGUUCAACCAGCCAUACCCGAUCGGACCACCGGUCGAGAGCCUGAUAUCCCAGAACCGUGAGAUCCUCAAACGUUGCAAAUCCAACGGCUACGAUUUCAAGCUCUACUUCCCCAACUACAAGACAGAGCCCGAGUGGGUCCGCCACUUCGGCCAAGACUGGGCCCGGUUCGUCGACCGCAAGGCUAUGUAUGACCCACGGGCCAUCCUCUCCCCGGGCCAAAACAUCUUCUCUCGGGCCCGUCCUCCUUCAUCGGGAUCAUAAACCCAACCGAAAUCCUGACCGUUGGAUGAGGAAAUCUAUGUAUGACCAUGAUCUUUUCCUUUAUUUUGCUUUUGUACAUCAUUGAUAAAAAAGAAGAAGAAGGGAUGGAAAUUAAGAA
This is a messenger RNA of Dioscorea cayenensis subsp. rotundata (Guinea yam), 1829 nucleotides long. RefSeq names its product cytokinin dehydrogenase 11-like. The record is from RefSeq and is a predicted model, not a curated record. Gene Ontology annotation, biological process: cytokinin metabolic process. Lineage: Eukaryota; Viridiplantae; Streptophyta; Magnoliopsida; Dioscoreales; Dioscoreaceae. The coding region runs from base 188 to 1711 and encodes 507 amino acids. Gene Ontology annotation, molecular function: FAD binding; cytokinin dehydrogenase activity. The transcript has 4 exons.